UCGCUCGACGCAGCCCCCCCCCGGCGCCAUGGCUCCCAGGAAGGGCAGCAGCCGGGGCACCAGGGCUAACGCGCUGCGGAACCGCAAACUCGCCUCCUUCCUGAAGGACUUCGACCGCGAGGUGCAAAUUCGAAUCAAUCAAAUCGAGUCCGACAGACAGAACCUCCUCAAGGAGGUGGAGAACUUGUACAACAUCGAGAUCCUUCGGCUCCCCAAGGCGCUGCGCGAGAUGAAUUGGCUUGACUACUUCGCCCUUGGAGGAAACAAACAGGCCCUGGAAGAGGCAGCAACUGCUGAUGUAGACAUCACAGAAAUAAACAAGUUAACAGCUGAAGCUAUUCAGACACCUUUGAAAUCUGUCAAAAAGCGGAAGGUGAUCCAGGUGGAUGAAGUGAUAAUGGAGGAAGAAGAAGAAGAAAAGAAUCCUAGGAAUCUUCGAUCUACAAGAGUCAAAAGAUGCCCUCCAUCCAAGAAGAGAACCCAGUCCAUACAAGGAAGAGGCAGGAGCAAAAGGUUAAGCCAUGAUUUUGUGACACCAGCUGUGAGCAGACUGGAGCCAUCUUUGGUGAAACCAACCCCAGGCAUGACACCAAGGUUUGAUUCCAGGGUUUUCAAGACCCCAGGUCUGCGCACUCCAGCAGCCAGAGAGCAGAUUUACAACAUCUCGAUCAAUGGCAGCCCCCUUGCUGACAGCAAAGAUAUCUCCCUCACUGUGCCUGUGGGUGGUGGUGCGAGCUUGCGGCUCCUGGCCAGUGACUUGCAGAGGAUUGAUAUUGCUCAGCUGAAUCCAGAGGCCCUAGGAAACAUUAAGAAGCUCUCGAGCCGCCUUGCCCAGAUCUGCAGCAGCAUACGGACCGGCAAAUGAGAAGAUGGCAGCGGGGACUGUGGUGGCAGAGCAGGCACAUCUGUCCUCUUCCCCUCAUCCUGUGCGGUGCUGGAUAUAGUUUCCCCUGCUGACACGAGGCAUGGUGCUUUCUCUCUGUCUCUGUUUAAAAGACCACGUGCUGGUUUGACAGCUCUGGUGCCUUGCUGUGCACUCUAGUUAUUUGGAUAGGGAGCACAGGCCUAGUCAGGGCUGUGUGUACCUGGUGCAGAGUGACUGAGCUGUCUGGUCUCUGGUCCCACCAGGUCUGUAGACUGCUUGGAUCAUUGUCCUGGAGGGCUCACCAGAAGUGCACAGGAGGCUGUUAUAGUCUUGUGAUUUCAGUCCUCUGCAGGUGGGAGUGUUUCAGGGGGUUUCUACUGCUGAGGCUUUCAUCCCUGUUGUCUUCGGAGCAGUGGCAUUUCAGCUGAUUUGCCCUACUGAAAGAUUGCUGUUUUCAAUAAAUCUUGGUUUGCUUUGGUUUUUAAA
Molecule: messenger RNA, 1351 nt
Organism: Mesocricetus auratus (golden hamster)
Lineage: Eukaryota; Metazoa; Chordata; Mammalia; Rodentia; Cricetidae
Gene: Cdca8
Product: cell division cycle associated 8
Exons: 10
Coding region: 29-865 (278 amino acids)
Biological process (GO): mitotic sister chromatid segregation
Cellular component (GO): chromosome, centromeric region; chromosome passenger complex; spindle midzone
Source: RefSeq, a predicted model, not a curated record